UAUUUCCACCCCGAAUUGCACCUACUACGCAAAUGUGUGAGCGACCCUGGAAGAAGUGAGACAGGAAAUAUAAGCGAAAAACAACACACAACAAAGCUCCAGCGGUGGUGCAAAAGCAGCAGCACAGCAGGGGCAUUAGCACCAGAAGAGCGCUGAGGAUGCUGUGUGUACAAAGAAAAUUCCGUCACAGAGUCAACCCUCUGUCUGCUGGUGAGGCUGUGUUGUGGCUUGGUGCUGUUCGGUUGACAUUAAAACAGUUUCGAUCCGUGGGAGUUGUGUUGUGAGUGGUGGUUGAAUGGCACAAAUUCCAACGCAUACCACCAGCACCAAUCUAUCGGCCCGCCACCAGAAAACGAUAUGGAAGUGUUCGACAAGUGCAUGUGCAGUUUCGCCAUUGAACAAAGCAAAGGCGUAAGGUGUGAGUGAAUUUAAAUUGGUGUGUGCUCGGUAGGUCCACCCCCGGGGGUGUUGCUUCUUGGUGGAGUGAUUGGUGCAAGGUAGUGAAAACUGUUCGAAAUCGCAAAACCCCCGUUUGGCAUACACUCGUGGUGAUGUGAGCGUAUGAUUGAGCAAAUUGCCUUCGGAGAGAUCUUUGUCUGUUGUUGCUGAUAGAAGAAACGCCCGCACAGCAUCCGACACCGCAAAGGGUACCUCUCCAAUACCGGAUAGCCGACGAACCGUGCAGUGUGGGAGUUUAGCGUGAUUUAGCGUACGGGUAGCCAAGAACACCACACACGGACGGCCGGUUUCGCGUGCGUGCGUGUGCACGAAAACAGCAAGCAGCAACCAGCGUUGCAGUUCAGAUCGCAGCGAUGAGUACGGAACAUCCGGCAGCGAGUGAGCUGCUGGCCAAUGCUACCGCUGCCACGGUCGCCGCCGUUAGCAGCAGCACGGCCAAGGCGAACAUAGCGGUGCGCGUGACGGAGGCCCCAGCCUCGGCACUGGCGAUCGAUCCCAUUAUCAACCAUGUCGGUGACGGCAUUUUCCUGCAGGCCAAGACGGCCCAAAUCUUUGCCGGCAUCUGCGUCUGGAUGGCACUGUUCAUCACUUGCCAGCAGAUCUAUCAACACCUUCGAUGGUACACGAACCCACAGGAACAACGAUGGAUCGUCCGAAUACUGUUCAUCGUACCGAUCUACGCCACCUACUCCUGGGUCAGCUUACUGUUCUUCAACUCGGAAAGCGUCUAUGUAUACUUCUUUACCGUACGCGAUUGCUACGAAGCGUUCGUAAUCUACAACUUCCUGUCGCUGUGCUACGAGUACCUGGGUGGCGAAGGCAACAUCAUGUCGGAGAUCCGUGGCAAACCGAUCAAAUCGUCCUGCCUGUACGGGACGUGCUGCCUCGCCGGCAAGACGUACACGAUCGGAUUCUUGCGUUUCUGCAAACAGGCCACGCUGCAGUUCUGUCUGGUUAAGCCGCUGAUGGCGUUCAUUAUCAUCUUCCUGCAGGCAUUCAAUCACUAUCACGACGGUGACUGGAGUGCUGAUGGAGGCUACAUUUACAUUACCGUCAUCUACAACAUCUCGGUUUCGCUGGCCCUGUACGGCCUUUACCUUUUCUACUUUGCCACCCGCGACCUGCUGACGCCCUUCGAUCCGGUGCUGAAGUUCUGCACCGUUAAAUCCGUAAUCUUCCUGUCCUUCUGGCAAGGUGUUGGGCUAGCUAUUCUGGAAAAGGCGGAGGUCAUCUCACCGAUUGUUGACGCGGGUGGUUCCACCACGUCCGCUGGUACGGUAUCUGCCGGUUAUCAGAACUUUUUCAUCUGCAUCGAAAUGUUGUUCGCUGCCAUCGCGCUGCGGUAUGCUUUCCCGUACCAGGUGUACGCCCAAAGCUGCAUGACCGAUGCACACGGCCGAUCUGUCACGAUGCAAUCAAUUUCGAGCAGUUUAAAGGAAACGAUGAACCCGAAAGAUAUUAUGACCGAUGCGAUACACAACUUCCAUCCGCAGUACCAACAGUACACUCAGUACAGCUCAGGUGGCAAAAACCCGCGAGGCAUCCGUGUGUCCUCGUACGAUCCGGACGAUCCGAGCCAUCAGCUAACGGGUCAGAGCCACGGUGUGGGCAGCGGUGCAGCGACGACGGGAUCGUACAACGGCAAUGGAGCUGGUGGUGGGGCCGGCGGAGCACACGGCGGAAGCUACAUUGCCCCACCGACGCUUGGCAGCCAGCGAAAGUUUAUGCCCGGCGCAGGCGUCGUACCGCAGAAGGUGUCGACUAUCAGCCAAAACUACAAUGAGAAAACGAUGCUACUGUCCAGUGAUGAUGAGUAUCAGUAAGGCAGCGGAGUAGUAGUAGUAGUGCCCACAGUAGAGCAAUGGGAUACUAAGAGUAGUCGAACCUCCCCCCCCCCCUCUUUGAACAACCGUUCCGUUGGCUUGGUUCUUCACGGUAAGCUUGGUUUGUUGUGUAAGCUUUCGAUUCUAUUCCGUGUGUUUCCGGGGGUAGGGAAGCCGUUUUAAAUAUUUUGUGUGUUUCCGAUGAUGAAGAUGAUGAUGCUGUGAACGCAUGAUGCAAUCGCGUUACUCGUCUUGAGCCCUUCCUAGCAUGCACAUUCUUUCUCUUCUCUUGUUCGUAAUUUGUAACCAUUUCUCCACCUGUAAAUGGAAACCCGCAGCUCUGAGCAAAAGCAAAUCAAUUACACGCUUGCACUAAAUAGUGCGUUCAAAUCGAAGAAGAAAAACAAAACCAAAACGGUACUGAAACACACACCCGGAAAAUUGCAAAAUGUCUCGCAGUUACAACCAUAUAUGUGUGUGUCUAGAAAAUGACUAGAUGGCUACAAUAUUACUACACAGAUGAGCAGAGGGUAGAACGAGAAUUACAGUACAAUAAUCCUGCCAUGACGCUACAGAACAAAUGGAACACAAAAUGUACUUUACACCCAACACAACUCAAAAGCCACUCACGCCACGCAAAGGGAAGGAUGGGUGACUACUCCACUGCUAACGAUUCCGUCACUGUGGCAUUCAUCAUGGUAAUUAAUAUGGUGUAUUGAUAGUGCGUGGUGUGUCUGCCGAAGAGAUUGAGCCAGCCGCCGAGAACCAGCAAAGAGGUCAAUACAAGGUUUCUCAGGCCUGUUCAACCUUGUAAAAUCUCAACUCGGCAAUUGAGAAUUCCUAAUAGUUUUAAUAUUAACUAUUAUUUUUUAAUUUUUAAUCGUUAACUCCAUUACUUUAUAUAAUUUUCAUAUUAACACGUCAAUAAACGUUUAAAGCAAAGAAUGUUAAAUUUUUAAUUUUUAUGUUGCAAUAUUUUUAAGCUUUUCUGCUACGUUGUUGAACUGGCCUGAGCAACCCUGUAUCUCUUUCGUCAAAUCAUCGUUUUGUUUGUUUUCUGUAUUAAAAGAAAGUCAUCCAGAUCCAAAGUUUCUAUCUGAGAGGCAGAGAGUCAGAUGGAAAGAGAGAGAGAGAGAGAGAGAGAGAGAGAGAGAGAGAGAGAGAGAGAGAAAGAUAGUUUAAAGAGGGCAGCUUUAAAGUUUGAAGCGGACAAACAAGUCGCUCGCAAUGCCAUCAGAUUUGGCGAUCUAAUCGAUGUUUAUGUGGUCCUUUUUCAACGCUCUGACACAGCAAAAGGAUAGACAGAAAAGCUCUCAUCAUCUCAAGCACACACACACAUUUAAAUAUAUCUUCGACACCGCGCGCAUAUGGCACGUAUGCCGCGAGAAAAGCACGUUGUGUGCAAUAUUGUUGUUAACAUAUACAAACUACUACACGUCUAGUGGGAAGUACAAGUACAAGGAACGGCUAACGUUUUUGAUUCCCUCAUCGGAAGGAUUGGGCGGUAAUGAUGCACAUACCACACUUUUAAAAGGAAGCAACAGACAACAUACUGAACAGGCGAGUAACAUACUGAACAGGUACUGGUACUAGAGAGAAAGGGGUCUAGUUAGUGUGCUUUAUAAUAUAUAUAUACAUUAUAUAUAUAUACAGUAUGCCAAAACGACAGGAAACAAGAGAAUAAAUAGAGAAGCUGCUGUUUCCCAGUUCGCGCCGAGUCAAUCUUCGCAUAGGUCGAAACUUGGGUGGUUUUUAGCAUAAUUCAUGGUGGUUGUUUCCUUGUCCUUUUUUUAUUACAGUAUUUUUGGGAUAAUAUUACAAAUGCUGUCCAGUUUAUCAAAACGUUGUAACAUUUGUUCUUAUCUUUUAAGUCGUUAGACGCAAGUGAUCUUAACCUUAUGGAUGGUCCCAAUUUCCAGGAUUGAAAUGCCUUCUCAAGAGCUUCUGCUGUCAAAUCUUGAAUUCACUGUAAGCUUCUAGUGACAUCCGUAGGUUCCCGUUUAUGAGCAAAUAAUCACCACGAAUUAAGUUAAAGCGCCCGUAACUCGACUAAAAAGAGCAAGUAUUGCUGGUUACACAAAAUUAUAUAUAGGGAAAUGAAAGCGAAAUGAAGCAUUUAAAAUAAAAACAAAAAGCAGCAGCGGACAGAAACCCCACAGUAGUAGCUGCGGGAAUGAUAGAGAGAAUUUAUCUGGGGAAGCAAGUAUAUGUAGUAACAAAGAUGGCGGCCAUGGUGAGUCUAACCUAGCAUAUACGUACGUGUUGAUCGUACAAAAUGGGGAAAAGGAUCCACUCACGCGUACACACACACACACUCCCUAUAUACAUGUAUUCUUGAUUCUUGAACAAGCAAACCCUAUAUAAUGUGGCCAGAAGCGGUUCAUAAAGCAAAGACAUGCAUUACAUACAUUUAUAAAUCAGAGCAGAGCAGAGCAGAUCGGCGGAGAGAUCGCAAUGGAAGGCGAUGAAUGGGCGCUACAGCUAGAGUAAAGGCGUGUUGCGAAUAAGCACCACCCAACCCUCGGGCUCUAUGCUACGCUGGUGGGUUCAAGGUAUAAAACGUGAGUAAUAAAGGGAGGAAAAUUUAUUGAAA
Messenger RNA from Anopheles stephensi (Asian malaria mosquito), 4875 nucleotides. It is a transcript of the gene Tmep, whose product is annotated as transmembrane protein 184B. The coding region runs from base 813 to 2282 and encodes 489 amino acids. The transcript has 10 exons. Gene Ontology annotation, biological process: transport. Lineage: Eukaryota; Metazoa; Arthropoda; Insecta; Diptera; Culicidae. Gene Ontology annotation, molecular function: transporter activity. The record is from RefSeq and is a predicted model, not a curated record.